This is a messenger RNA of Caretta caretta (loggerhead turtle), 939 nucleotides long. Its product is annotated as olfactory receptor 51E2-like. Gene Ontology annotation, biological process: G protein-coupled receptor signaling pathway. Gene Ontology annotation, molecular function: G protein-coupled receptor activity; olfactory receptor activity. The record is from RefSeq and is a predicted model, not a curated record. Gene Ontology annotation, cellular component: plasma membrane. NCBI's taxonomy places the organism in Eukaryota, Metazoa, Chordata, Testudines, Cheloniidae.
AUGCCCUCUCCCAACAACACCGACUUCAGCCCUUCCUCCUUCAUCUUGUCUGGCACACCCCGUCUGGAAGUUGCCCGUUUCUGCCUGGCGUUCCCUCUGUGCUCCAUGUACCUCAUGGCCAUUGUAGGCAACGGCGCAGUGGUGUUCAUUGUAAAGACGGAGCGGAGCCUCCAUGCCCCCAUGUAUUUCUUCCUCUGUAUGCUGGCUGCCGUCGACCUGGCGCUAUCCACCAGCACCAUGCCCAGAAUGCUCUCCUACCUGUGGUUUGACUGGAGGGAAAUCAGCUUCGGCGCCUGCCUGCUCCAGAUGUUCCUCAUCCACUCCCUGUCCGCUGUCGAGUCCACCGUCUUGCUGACCAUGGCCUGGGAUAGGUACAUGGCCAUCUGCCACCCUCUGCGGCACGCCACCAUCCUCACCAAUCCAAUGACGGCGAAGAUAGGCCUGGCCGCUAUGGCUAGGGGCGUGCUGUUCGGCCUCCCUUUGCCCUUGCUCAUUCGUCGCCUGUUGUUCUGCGGCUCCAACGUCCUGUCGCACUCCUAUUGUUUGCACCAGGACAUUAUGAACCUGGCCUGCACCAGCAUCACAGCCAAUGUCGUCUAUGGCUUGACUGCUAUCCUCUUGGUGAUGGGCCUCGACGCGCUGCUGAUUGCCCUGUCCUACUUCAUGAUCAUCAAGGCUGUCUUGCAGCUGUCCUCGAGGAAGGAGCGUGUCAAGGCUUUCAGCACCUGCGUGGCCCACCUCUGUGUGGUCCUGGCUUUCUACAUGCCACUGAUUGGACUGUCCGUGGUGCACAGGUUUGGGAAAGGUCUCACUCCACUGGUUCAGGUUGUCAUGGGGGACGUCUACCUCCUGAUGCCGCCCCUGCUGAAUCCCAUUGUCUAUGGAGCAAGAACCAAACAGAUACGCAGACGGAUCCUGAGGUGGAUUCUCCAUCACUGA